AAGUUGACAUAAAUAAAUAUUAACAUAAAUUGAUAUAUAUCAAUUUUGCAACUGAACGGUUGCUAUAUCUAGGUCUGCCAACUUUCUACACUUCUAGUGGUAGCUAAGUUAAUGCUUUAAUGUGUAUUAUUCCAUCUUUUAUAAAUUUGAAUUAAAGUUAUUUUUCACACCACUACUACUUGCAAAAGAUUUGAAAGUUUAUAUAAAAAUACAAUUCAUUCUAACCUUCUUUUGGUAAGAAGACUAUUAAAGUGUUGUCAAAAUAAUCAAAAAUUCUGUAAGCUUCAGUUUUUAUUGUCUGCCACUCAAUAAAAUAUUAUUCAAUAUAGUUGACAUCUUUUGUGUGUAGCUUAGCAGAAAUAAUUUUAACUUAUUGCUUUUAUAUCCCUCAUUUGAUUAUUUAUAGAAGCUUAUGACUCAUAUUACAGGAGGUGAAAGUGCUCUAAUUGGCGCUGCAGCAUCAGUUAUGGGAUUAGGAAAUGAUUUAUUCGGAAGUGUAAGGCUACCUGCUCAUUUCACUGGAAUAUAUUCUCAUAAGCCAUCAAGAGGUUUGGUUCCGAAUGGAGGAUGUAUUAUAAAUCCAACUGAAGAAACCUCAAAAUUUCUCGAAACUGGACCAAUGUGCAGAUAUGUAGAAGACCUUGUACCGAUUAUGAAAAUUCUGGCUACGAACAGCACAGAGAAACGUGAGAUCGAGCGUAAAAUUGACCUUAAGAAGUUGAAAAUUUUUUAUCAAGUAAAUAUUGAUGACCCAACUCUUAUGAGAGUUGAUAAAGAAAUAGUGACUGCGAUAAAAACUGCCAUUGAUCAUUUCUUCACUGAGCAUGGCGUGGCAGCAGACGAAGUGAACGUAAAGUUGCUUAAGUUGACUAGUACAAUAAGUAUUCCUCUCCUAUUUUCUGAUGUUCCCAAUAUCAUACAGUAUGUAUCUCAGGGAAAAAUCAACAGUAUAAAUGGAAUACUAGAAUUAGUAAAAUUUGCUUUUGGUAAAACAAAAAUUUCGCUAGGAACUAUAAUUGCGUCAGGUUUUGAAAAAUAUCUUUCUGACAGGGAUAAAAUUCAUUUACAUAAGAAUUUACUUCAGAGAUUAGAAGAAGAUUUUGAGAACAUACUGGAUGAAAACUCUGUCUUCUUCUGUCCUACUCUUCCCUUUUCAGCACCUCGCCAUUAUGCGAUGGUAACAAACGUUUUAAACACAGCAUAUGUAGGAGUGUUUAACCUUCUUGGAUUUCCAGCCACUCAAUGUCCUCUUGGAUUAAAUCAUGCUGGUCUGCCACAUGGAAUGCAGAUAAUUGCCAGAAAAAACAAUGAUGCUCUUACUUUGGCUUGCGCAAAAGAACUCGAUAAAGUCUUUGGUGGAUGGAUUCCUCCAAGUUAACACGUUGAAUGCAAUGGGGGUCACCGGUGACCGGCACUGAGUUUGUUCGUAGAGCCACGGGGUUACCGGUGACCAGUGAAGCCAAGAUUAUUAGAAACACAUAAUUCGAGUAAAUUUUUAAUUUUUUUAUAUCAUUAUCGUUACUAAAUGGCUUGAAGAAAUUAAUGCAAUAUAGAACACACAAAAAUAGUUUUUAUUU
Messenger RNA from Parasteatoda tepidariorum (common house spider), 1577 nucleotides. NCBI's taxonomy places the organism in Eukaryota, Metazoa, Arthropoda, Arachnida, Araneae, Theridiidae. The record is from RefSeq and is a predicted model, not a curated record.